Molecule: messenger RNA, 1817 nt
Organism: Rana temporaria (common frog)
Lineage: Eukaryota; Metazoa; Chordata; Amphibia; Anura; Ranidae
Gene: KCNV1
Product: potassium voltage-gated channel modifier subfamily V member 1
Exons: 2
Coding region: 239-1777 (512 amino acids)
Biological process (GO): potassium ion transmembrane transport; protein homooligomerization
Cellular component (GO): voltage-gated potassium channel complex; membrane
Molecular function (GO): voltage-gated potassium channel activity; protein binding
Source: RefSeq, a predicted model, not a curated record
AGCUCUCAGGAACCUUUAUUAUGCGAGCGGCAUGCCAAUCCUUCUCCCUCUCCCUGACUUGGACAAGUUUUAAGCCCCCCAUGGGAGGAAUGAUCUAUAGACAAUAGGGGCCGGUACAGGAGGAGGCAUUUCUCCCCCAGGUAGUCACGACUUUAGAGCUUCUCUGCAGGAGCCCCGGUAUUAUCAGGCUGCAGGCAGCAGCUUCUCCGCCCAUCGGUACCGAGCACACACCGCACUCAUGUUACCGACUCUGCUCUGCUCAGACGUCCCGUGCCAUUCGGAGGAUGGAGGGAGCCUCAGGAGGAUGCCCCUGCGCCCCGGCAGCGGUACCAUGAAUCUAGGCACGACCUUCAGAGCCCAUAUAGACGGCGAUUCCGACUCUGCCCUGUCUUUGGACUCCAGCGUUUUUUGCAGCGAUUACUCCGCCGCUCCCCGGGACCAUCUGACCAUCAAUGUCGGCGGGAGCCGCUUUGUCCUGUCUCAGCAGACCUUGUCCUGCCACCCGCACACCCGCCUCGGUAGGUUGGCCACCUCUGGAGGGGAUGAGGUCUUCGAGCUGUGCGAUGAUGCCAACUUGCUGGACAACGAGUAUUUCUUUGACCGCAGCUCUCAGAUGUUUGAGUACAUCAUGAACUACUACAGGACCGGGCGCCUGCAUGUCAUGGACCAGCUGUGUGCCGUCUCCUUCCUGCAGGAGAUCGAGUAUUGGGGCAUCGAUGAGCUGAGCAUAGACCACUGCUGUAGGGACAGGUACUUCAGGAAGAAGCUCAAGAGCGAGACCUUGGACAUCAAGAAUAAUGAAGAGGAGGUAGAAGCCGAGGAUGACGAUGACUUCUCUGGAGUUGUCUGUGAGGAGUUCAGGCAGAAGCUUUGGGACGUCCUAGAGAAGCCAGGGUCUUCUGUGGCUGCAAAGACCUUUGGGACAGUCUCCAUGACCUUUGUGGUGGUCUCCAUAGCUAACAUGGUCCUGAUCUCCUCUGAGGUGGGCUCUAUAGACUCCCCAUUGUUGAAUGUAUUGGAAUACAUCUGUGUUUCGUGGUUUACAGUAGAGCUGUCCCUUAGGUUCCUGUGUGUAAAGGACAAGUGCCAGUUCAUGAUGAGUGUUAUCAACAUCAUAGACUUUGUCGCUAUCUUGCCCUUUUAUAUUACUCUCUUGGUGGAGAUCUGGUUUGGUGAGAGUACCGAGCUUGAAAACGUUGGGAGGAUAGUACAAGUCUUGAGGCUUCUGAGAUCCCUGAGGAUGUUAAAACUCGGCAGACAUUCAACAGGUUUGAAGUCUUUAGGAUUGACAAUUGCCCAGUGCUAUGAAGAAGUAGGUCUCUUACUUCUCUUCUUGUCAGUGGGUAUCUCCAUAUUCUCCGCCCUGGAGUAUGCUGUUGAAUUCAACGUUCCUGACACAACCUUUACCAGUGUACCAAGUGCCUGGUGGUGGGCGACAACCUCAAUGACAACUGUUGGUUAUGGUGAUAUCAGGCCAGACACGACAGUUGGCAAAAUUAUUGCCUUCCUGUGCAUCUUGUCGGGGAUUUUAGUCUUAGCACUGCCCAUUGCCAUUAUAAAUGACCGCUUUGCUGCCUGUUACUUUACAUUAAAGAUGAAAGAAGCCGCACUCAGACAGAGGGAAGCGUUGAAGAAACUCAUGAAAAACAUAAGUAUGGAAUCGGACAUAAAUGUGAACCUGCGAGACAUUUAUGCCAAGAGUAUCAUGGAGAUGUUACGAAUAAAAACCAGAGAGCGAGCAAGUACGAGAAGCAGCGGUGGAGAUGAUUUUUGGUAACCCAUGAUGUUUUUUAUACAGUAUUAAAUAUAUAAUUUCC